AUGCCGCUCAUCAAGAGGAUCAUUGAACCACGGCAUCUGUGUCAUGGGGCUUUACCAGAGGGUGUCACCAGUGAGUUGGAAUGUGUGACAAACAGCACGUUAGCUGCCAUUAUAAAGCAGCUUGGCAGUCUCAGUAGACAUGCUGAAGAUAUAUUUGGGGAACUUUUUAAUGAAGCUAACAAUUUCUGUAUGCGAGUUAACUCUCUCCAGGAGAGGAUUGAUUGCCUGGCAAUUAAAGUCACUCAAUUGGAUUCCACUGUAGAGGAAGUCUCACUUCAGGACAUCAACAUGAGGAAAGCAUUUAAGAGUUCAACAACACAAGAUCAGCAGGUGGUUUCACGGAAUACUAUUCCAAAUCCAGUGUUGGAAAUGUUCCAGCAAUGUGAUAAACCACCGCCCCUCAACAUCUUGACACCAUAUAGGGAUGACAGAAAAGAUGGGCUGAAAUUUUACACAGAUUCCUCCUAUUUCUUCAAUUUAUGGAAGGAAAAAAUGCUGCAGGCUACAGAGGAUAAAAGGAAGGAAAAACGAAGGCAAAAGCAGGAACAGAAGCUGGUGGAAGAUGCUACUCGUGAGGUGAAGAAGGUUCGUAAAGCUCGAACCCGACGGCCAGAGUGGGAUGUGAUGGGGCGCGAUAAAGAGUUUAGAGCUGAUCACAGGUUUUCUUCAUCACCCUACCACGCAGCAUCUUCUGAAGGAUCAGUGUCGCCAGAUACCAGGUCCUAUAUAUCUGAUGUCGGGGAGCUUUCAUUUCCGGCUAGUCCCAACCAUCCAGUUCAACAGUCAGCAGUCUCCAUUUCCUACGUAGUACCUGAUAACAAAGAGCUUUUAUCAGCUGUAACCCAAGCACAGGAUCGUGCAUACAGACUGCCUGCCGCAAAUGUUAGGCAAACCUCACUUACCAGAGCACAGCAGCCUCACCUGACGCAACCUGCUGAGGCUACUCUCAAUGGGCCAAGACCCCAACUUGUUAAAGAAUACAGUGCACAGCCAGUGCAGUUGUCAGAAUACUAUACACCACCCGCCCCUGCUCCUCCUCCUCCACCCCCUCCCCUUAUUCCAUCAGCCCAAACUGCAUUUGACAGUCCUAUUUCUGCACCUCCCCCUCUUGCACUCAGUUCUGUGGCAGCUGUAGGCCGCACUUAUACCCCUUCACCUCCCCCACCUGUGCCCCCAUUAUCAUAUACCCCUCCCCCUCCUGGUCCUCCUGCUGCACCCCCUCCUCCUCCACCUGGCCCACCUCUUUUGGUCCCAUCUCCACUACACUCUGCCUCACCACCCUCUGCAGUUGAAAUAAAGAAAGCCCAAGCAACUCCAGUGCCAAUCAGUGAUGCUCGAAGUGACCUACUUGCUGCUAUUCGAAGAGGAAUUCAGCUUCGAAAAGUGCAAGAACAACGAGAGCAAGAAGCAAAAAAGGAGCCCGUUGGAAAUGAUGUGGCAACCAUUCUGUCCCGUCGGAUUGCAGUGGAGUACAGCGAGUCUGAUGAUGACUCAGAACUGGAUGAGAACGAGUGGUCUGAUUAA
Carcharodon carcharias (great white shark) is the source of this 1524-nucleotide messenger RNA. Its product is annotated as wiskott-Aldrich syndrome protein family member 3-like. Bases 1 to 1524 code for a protein of 507 amino acids. Gene Ontology annotation, molecular function: actin binding; protein kinase A regulatory subunit binding; Arp2/3 complex binding. NCBI's taxonomy places the organism in Eukaryota, Metazoa, Chordata, Chondrichthyes, Lamniformes, Lamnidae. Gene Ontology annotation, cellular component: cytoskeleton. The record is from RefSeq and is a predicted model, not a curated record. The transcript is spliced from 9 exons. Gene Ontology annotation, biological process: positive regulation of Arp2/3 complex-mediated actin nucleation; actin cytoskeleton organization.